Molecule: messenger RNA, 3426 nt
Organism: Medicago truncatula (barrel medic)
Lineage: Eukaryota; Viridiplantae; Streptophyta; Magnoliopsida; Fabales; Fabaceae
Product: protein argonaute 16
Exons: 23
Coding region: 237-2969 (910 amino acids)
Molecular function (GO): protein binding; RNA binding
Source: RefSeq, a predicted model, not a curated record
AAAUCUUAGUAGAGGUUGCAGGCGAGAAGUCAAUGACCUAUUGUUUCCCUCUCUUUUGUUAGGUAGGUCCCCUCACUCACAGUCACAGUCACAGUCACACUCUCCCUAUGAAGAGUAGAAACUAAUAGUCCGUUCUUCCGUUAUUCAUCUCCCAAACCCUACAAUUUCAACCUCAUUUAGUAUUUUCUUUUCCGGGUUGAUGGUUUAAAGUGGCAUUUGUAGCAAAAGCAUAGAAGAUGGUGAGUGUACCUCACUUUGAAGAAGCUGUUGAGCCACCAGCUUUACCUCCAUCACCUCCUGAUGUGCUGUCUAGUAUGGAAGCGGAACCAAUAGCUCUCCCAACCUAUUCUAUUAUCAGUAGGCCGAGUGUCGGAACCACAGGAAAACGCAUACAUUUGCUUGCAAAUUUCUUUAAAGCUGCUGCCGAUGCUACAGAUGCAACCUUUUCCCAGUAUAAUGUUGCUGUCACUUCAGAAGAUAAAAGAACUGUUGAAAGCAAGGGCAUCAGGAGAAAACUGAUUAAUAGGCUUCACCAAACAUACUCUUCUGAACUUGGUGGCAAAAGCUUUGCGUACGAUGGAGAAAGAACUUUGUACACAGUGGGUCCUCUUCCAGAUAAUAAAUUUGAGUUCAAUGUAUUUCUUGAAGAAACAUUUGCAAGCAGCAGCACUGAGAGUUUUGGUGCUAAUGGAAGCCCUCGCGAGGAAAAUAAAAGGUCAAAACGUUCUUUUCAGUCGAAGACAUUCACAGUGGAGAUAAGUUUUGCUGCCAAAAUACCCUUGCAGUCCAUUGUUCUUUCCCUUAAAGGGAUCGAGUCAUAUGCUAAUUCUCAGGAUGCAUUGAGGGUUCUUGAUACCGUACUGAGGCAGCAAGCAGCUAACAGAGGGUGUCUCUUGGUAAGGCAAUCUUUUUUUCAUAAUGACUUGAGGAAUUUCAUCGAUGUUGGAGGCGGAGUAGAAGGAGUUCGGGGUAUUCAUUCCAGUUUUCGUCUUACAGAGGGAGGAUUGUCUCUUAAUAUGGAUGUGUCCACAACAACGAUUGUAAAACCUGGACCUGUAAUUGAUUUUCUCCUAUCCAACCAGAGUGUGAGGGAACCUCGUUAUAUUGACUGGGCAAAGGCCAAGAGAAUCCUUAAAAAUUUAAGAGUUCGUGCUACACAUCGUAACCAAGAAUUCAAAAUUUCGGGCAUGAGUGAGAAACCCUGCAUUCAACAACUUUUUAGUAUGAAGAUGAAAAUUGGAGAAGACAAUAACACGGAGCAGACAGUGGAUAUUACUGUAUAUGAGUAUUUCGCUAAACACCGUGGCAUUGAGCUGACCUCUUCAGCUUACUUUCCAUGUCUUGAUGUUGGGAAGCCAAAUCGACCCAACUUUUUGCCCCUGGAGCUAUGUUCACUUGUUCCCCUUCAGCGGUAUACAAAGGCAUUAUCUCCUGUGCAAAGAGCAUCUUUAGUAGAAAAAUCACGCCAAAAGCCUCAAGAAAAAAUCGAAGUUCUGACAAAUGCUAUUGGAAAUUCUGGCUAUGAUGAUGAUGCUGUUCUUGCCGCAUGUGGCAUUUCUAUUGACAAGCAAUUUACUCCAGUUGAAGGUAGAGUUCUUGAGGCACCAAAGUUGAAGGUAGGUAAGAAUGAGGACUGCUUUCCCAAUAAUGGAAGGUGGAAUUUUAAAACGAAGAAAUUUCUACAACCAUCACAUAUCGGUUAUUGGGCUGUUGUAAACUUUUCUAAACAAUGUGAUACUAGUUACAUAACAAGGGAGCUGAUUAAAUGUGGAAUGAGCAAGGGAAUGAAUAUUGAACGGCCAUUUACUUUAUUAGAGGAAGAAGCACAAAUGAGAAAAUCUAACCCUGUUGCACGGGUUGAAAAGAUGUUUUCCUUGCUGCAAUCAAAACUUACUGAUGAUCCAAAGUUGAUUCUUUGUGUCUUGCCAGAGAGGAAAAACUGUGACAUCUAUGGGCCUUGGAAAAGGAAGUGUCUGAGUGAUGUUGGGGUUGUCACACAGUGCAUUUCCCCUCUCAAGAUCACUGAUCAAUACCUUACUAACGUACUUCUUAAAAUCAAUUCUAAGCUUGGAGGAAUAAAUUCUUUGCUGGCAAUAGAGCAUUCUGGGCAUCUUCCCUUGAUUAAAGAUACCCCAACAAUGAUUUUAGGGAUGGAUGUCUCUCAUGGAUCCCCUGGCCGAUCAGAUAUUCCAUCAAUAGCUGCUGUUGUUGGAUCUCGAUGCUGGCCUCUAAUUUCGAGAUAUAGAGCAUCUGUAAGAUCACAGUCUCCUAAGGUGGAGAUGAUUGAUUCUCUAUUCAAGCUUGUGGAUAAGAUGAAUGAUGAUGGUAUUUUAGAAAAAAAGGAUGAUGGUAUUAUCAGGGAAUUGCUUCUAGAUUUCUAUAGUUCAAGUGGUAACCGCAGACCAACUCAAAUUAUUCUCUUCAGGGAUGGAGUUGGUGAAUCUCAAUUUCAACAUGUUUUAGAUAUAGAGCUUAACCAGAUAAUAAAGGCCUAUAAACAUAUUGAUGGGGAUGUUCCCAAGUUCACUGUAAUUGUGGCACAGAAGAAUCACCAUACAAAGCUGUUUCAAGCUAAUGCUCUGGAAAAAAACGUUCCUCCUGGGACAGUUGUUGAUACAAACAUUGUGCAUCCAAGAAAUUACGAUUUCUACAUGUGUGCUCAUGCUGGAAUGAUUGGAACGUCUAGGCCUGUGCAUUAUCAUGUGUUGCUUGAUGAAAUUGGAUUCUCGUCAGAUGGCUUGCAAAACUUGAUCAAUUCGCUGUCUUAUGUGAACCAGAGGAGCACAGCUGCAACCUCAAUUGUGGCACCUAUAUACUAUGCCCACCAUGCUGCAGCUCAAAUGAGAAAAUUUAUGAAUUUUGAUGAUUUAUCAGAAGCAUCUCCAAGUCCCGAUUCAGAGGGAAACAUCCCCAUUCAAGAGCUUCCAAAGUUACAUUCAGAUGUCAGGGACUCCAUGUUCUUCUGUUGAGAUGGAACAGUAAAUUCAUUUUGAUUGACCAGUUAAAGUGUAAAUAUCUAUGGGAUGUACAGUUACCAUAGAUGUUAAGACCCAACUUUUUUUUGGUAAUCUCAGUGAGGGUUGUCGGAAAUAUUCCUAUUACCAUGAUUGUGGUAAUAUUGAAUGUUUCACAUUAUACUAGUAGCUUUUGUGCGAACAUUACUUAUUUUGAAACAGUAAUUUCCUCUGUCCGUCAUGUAGUACUGUCACACUGAUGUGAAGCCUACUUUCGUGGUUUUGAUCAUUUUGGUUUAUGAUUUCACUAUUUUGGUGUUAGUUAGGAUGAGAAGUGAAUUACUACUAGUCUAGUACUGAGUUGAAACAUUUUUCUAGAUGUGAAACAUAGGUGGAUCUAGUGAGUGGCUUUAUAUUUUUUCAUAAAUUUCGUCAGUUGAUGGCAUAUUUAAGGGUUUAGUAUUUAUCAGUA